Messenger RNA from Helobdella robusta, 318 nucleotides. RefSeq lists its product as hypothetical. The transcript is spliced from 3 exons. The coding region runs from base 1 to 318 and encodes 105 amino acids. NCBI's taxonomy places the organism in Eukaryota, Metazoa, Annelida, Clitellata, Rhynchobdellida, Glossiphoniidae. The record is from RefSeq and is a predicted model, not a curated record.
AUGAACAACAACAAAAUCGACCACACCACGUUAAAGGAAAUACACGUACCGCGGUUCAUAACCGCCUAUUGCAAUUUACUCAUAGAACUUGAGUUAUUGCCAUAUGACAUUUUGAUUGAAAGUUGUUUUGAUUGCUGGUCUCACAAUAGAACCACGAAUGUUGCAGACCUAUAUGUAAAGAAAUAUCAAAAUGUCAUUUUGAUGAACGAAAUGAUCGUUCCGCAACUGCACUUCAUCUGCCAGAGUAUGGUUCAGGACAACAAUAAUAUGACCAAUAACAGAUCAACCAAAGUCAAGAGACAGACACCAUCAGCGUAG